Messenger RNA from Galleria mellonella (greater wax moth), 1447 nucleotides. Its product is annotated as pseudouridylate synthase TRUB2, mitochondrial. Gene Ontology annotation, biological process: RNA processing; pseudouridine synthesis. The coding region runs from base 100 to 1044 and encodes 314 amino acids. NCBI's taxonomy places the organism in Eukaryota, Metazoa, Arthropoda, Insecta, Lepidoptera, Pyralidae. The record is from RefSeq and is a predicted model, not a curated record. The transcript has 5 exons. Gene Ontology annotation, molecular function: RNA binding; pseudouridine synthase activity.
GACCAUCUUUGACAAUUUUGUUUUUUAAAUUUUUAUUUGGAUGCAAUGUAAAUCUUUUUUAAGUUAUAAAAUUGUAAACAUAUUAAUUUUCUUUGUAUAAUGGGGAAAGUUCGUAAUGCGGUAAAUGCAUAUAAAGCUUUAAAUGGACUUAUAUGUGUCUAUAAACCUGCGUGUGUUCCUGUAAGACAAGUUCAACAUACACUUAUAACCAAUUUGUGUAGAGAUUUGAAUGCGUUACCUAGUCGUCCUCAAGAACAGAGAGUUGAAAUAGUCGGUGCCACCAAUGCUCCUCUUACUGUAAAAGUAGUACCAAAUCUUGCGGAUGAUCCCUUGGUCUGCGGGCCACGAUACAUACAUGACGAUUUCCGAUGUAGCUGGGCCUCUCAUUUAGGAUUAUUCACCAGUGGAGUUUUAUUAUUAGGUAUAAACGAUGGCACCAGAUUGACAUAUUACAUAAACAGUGCUAGACUGACCAGAGCUUACAAAGUCCACGGUCAGUUUGGAAAAGCUACAGACACUUAUUUCUGGAAUGGGAAAACGGUUGAGAGGGCUACAUUUGGACAUAUUACAAGGCAAAAGAUAGAUGGCGUUGUAGCUCAUAUGCAAGCUGCACAUCAAAAAACUAUGUUUCAGUUGACCGGAUUGCACAUGGACUCGCAAUCAACAUAUGAACUGGCAUCUCAAGGGUUGAUUCGACCAGUAGACAAUAAAUUACCAGUUAUUUAUGGCAUGAAGUGUAUACACUUUCAACCACCUCACUUCACUUUAGAAAUUCAGUCUGUAAAUGAAUAUGAUAAGUAUCUAUGGACGAUAAUUCACGAUUUGGGUAUACAGUUGAAAACUGUGGCUCACUGCACUGGGGUCCAGUGUAUAAGACAAGGCAAGUUUGAUGUAGAACUCUCUCUGCUCAGGAAGCAUUGGCAGUUGGAACACAUCUUGAACAAUAUGGACAGAUGUCAUCAGCUGAUAGAAGAACAUGGAGAACUUUUAAAACCAGAAUCUGCUACUUUAAAACCAUUAAGAAGUAACAAUGAAGUCUUAUAAAUAUAUAAGUCUGGUCAUUGUCUGCACAUAGUCAUAAGAAACAUUUAUUUCCGAGGUCUCUGUAAAAGUAAUAAGGUGCUAAAUAAAAAAAUAAAUAGUAUCUUAUAUGUCUAAGCUUAAAUGUCCAUAUUUCAUUGUGAUGCAUCAUUUAGAAGCUGAGUUUCAGGCUGAACUUUUUUUAUUCUAGACAUCUAUAAAAUAAAUGCAAAUAAUAAUCAAUUUUUGGUUCCUGAAUCAAUUGACAAGUGGUAAAUAGUGCAUUCUUAAAAGUAAUAAAAUUACUGGAUGCAAAAUAACAGAGGACUAGUUAAAAAUUACUGUUGUUAUAGUAAAAAAAGUUUUAUUAAACUGUAUAACUGUAAUACAAUUAUUCCUAUAUAUACAAUAAACAAAUUAUAUUACA